Dunckerocampus dactyliophorus (ringed pipefish) is the source of this 803-nucleotide messenger RNA. It is a transcript of the gene pycard, whose product is annotated as PYD and CARD domain containing. NCBI's taxonomy places the organism in Eukaryota, Metazoa, Chordata, Actinopteri, Syngnathiformes, Syngnathidae. Gene Ontology annotation, biological process: inflammatory response; regulation of apoptotic process; innate immune response. The record is from RefSeq and is a predicted model, not a curated record. Bases 82 to 675 code for a protein of 197 amino acids. The transcript has 4 exons.
AAUCGUAGUCACCCAGCUCCCCAGCCCGACCGCCUCAUCUUCAGUCUGUGCUCCCCUCCGUCUGCUUAAAGUGAAGCUACAAUGGCUUACAAUAAGAAGGCAGUCUGUGCUUCGCUGGAGAACCUUUCCAAGAGUAACUUCGAAAAGUUCCGCCAGGCUCUAGUGGACCGCCGCGGGGACCGGAGGGUGCCGUUCAGCAGGGUGGAGGACAAGAACCAUCUGGAGGUCACCAACGUGCUGGUGUCCACCUUCACCGAGGACGGGGCUCCGUCAGUUGCCGCCGAGCUUUUGAGGGAGAUCGGCUGCUUCGACGAGGCGCAGAAUCUGGAUGAGGAGAUUAGCAAACACUCCUCGAAAGCACCUUUGGACAAACAACGCCCGGCUGGAGGCCCGCCCGGAGGCCCGGACGACGAGAAGCAUUUUGUGGAUCGACACAAGAUGGAGCUGAUCAAGCGACUGACCAACAUUAAUCCCAUUCUGGAUCACCUCCUGGAAAAGAAAGUCAUCAAGGAUGAAGUUUAUGAGGAAAUCAGGGCUGUGAAGUCCAACCAGCAGAAGAUGCGGGAAAUCUACAUACAGGCUCUCAAAUCUGGCAACCGGGCCAAAGAUAUCUUCUUGGAGGCCCUGGCAGAGAACGACCCGUACCUCGUGGAAGACCUCAAGGAGAACAAGUAGAGCCAGCCGUGGUGGUCUUCCUUGGCAUGGUAUCGAUAAGAAAAAGUAAUUGGUAUCGUAUCAAAUCCAAAAAUGGCAUUUUAUUUUUUCCAUGCAUUGGGGUUUUUUUUAUUAAACAAUCAUCUCUG